Phalacrocorax carbo (great cormorant) is the source of this 7313-nucleotide messenger RNA. The record is from RefSeq and is a predicted model, not a curated record. NCBI's taxonomy places the organism in Eukaryota, Metazoa, Chordata, Aves, Suliformes, Phalacrocoracidae.
GCUGGGCUUGACGGUGUCAACUCUCUUCUUGCAUGUGUGUGAACUGGAAGGAGAAAGUGAUCAGGGGACUCUUGGGGACUGGAGAAUCGUGUUAAUAGUGAAGAUGGGAGUAGAAGAUACUGCCUGUUAAGAACUGGAGUCUGUUUUGAAGUUGGGAAGAGAAAAUAUCCAAAGUGCAGUCAUCAUGGGAGCUGAAGAAGAAAUCCUCAUCACUCUGUCUGGAGGUGCCCCCUGGGGCUUCCGGCUGCAAGGGGGUUCAGAGCAGAAAAGACCCCUUCAGGUGUCAAAGAUCCGAAAGAGAAGCAAAGCAUGCCGUGGAGGCCUGUGGGAAAAUGAUGUGCUAAUAUCUAUCAACGGGAAGUCAUGUGCUGGCCUCUCCCAUGCUACUGCCAUGAAGAUCAUUGACUCCUCCAAUGGCAUGCUGAGCAUUCAUGUGAAAAGGAUAGUUGGUGGGGACCAGACUGGCCCAUGGCUCCAGCACUGCCCUUCUCCAGGGCAACGAGUGCUCUCCCCGCCAUCCCCGCUCAGCCCCCCAGCACAGCUACUGAGCCCUGAACCAGCAAGAGCCCUGGUCACCGCACAGCCCUCGCAGCCACAGAGGUUGCAGAGGCACCUGGAGAGCCUCACAUCACCACCAGACAGUGAGGCUUACUAUGGUGAGACGGACAGUGAUGCUGACAAUGUGGCCCAGGAGAAGCACCGACGGGCUCGCAAAAAAACCCCACGCUCCCCGCCUGACAGCACUAACAGCAAGGCAGAUGCACCUCAGGAUGAGGUGUCCCUGUCUGAACAGAGCGGCUACGAGAGCAUGCCGGAGGCUGCUGUGCAGGGGGAACCUGAGGUGGCCAGCUCUGUCGGGGUGGCCAAGAGGGAGAUUGCCUGCCCACCUGGCAGCCGCACAGACACUCCAAUCUCAGAAAGCGAGGGACAGUUGCAGCCACCGUCGAUAGAGGGACGAGAGCCUUCUCCAGAGGCGAUGCUCCUGCCCCAUGCCACCAAGGCUAUCCGAGCCGAACGCCAUCUCAUCCCCAUGGUGGGGCCAGUGGAGCACCCGGUUGAUGAAGACCUAACCACCACAUAUGCGGAGAAAGCCAAGCAGGCCAAGCUUCACCGCCACGAGAGCAUCCAAGAGAAGAACGUGAAAGAAGCCAAAACCAAGUGCAAAACCAUUGCAUCCCUGCUGACAGAUGCACCCAACCCCCACUCCAAGGGGGUGCUGAUGUUUAAGAAGCGCAGGCAGCGGGCUAAGAAGUAUACAUUGGUAAGCUUUGGGAGUGUUGACGGAGACCGCUCCUACGAGGAGGAAGACGGAGUUUUUCCAACUAGUGAGUCUGAAUUUGAUGAGGAAGGUUUCUCUGAUGCCCGAAGCCUAACAAAUCACUCAGACUGGGACAACACUUACCUGAACAUUGAAAAGGCCAAGCCUGACUCUAGAAAGAAGGAAGAGAAACAAAAAGGUUUGAGUGAGGCCUCAGGUAAAGGAGCACGAUUAUUUGAGCAGCAGAGGGAACGGGCUGGGAAGUACACAGUUGAGAAAGUCCCAGUGCAGAAGAGCCCCCAGCUUGCACCAGCUGCCCAGCCACAGCACAGCAUAGUGAACGGAGAUAUGCCUGUGCCACAGAAGGCAGACAGUGUGCCCCUCAGCAUCUACCUGGAAGGCAUGCAAGUGCCCAGCAAGCAGUCAGCCACCCUCCCCACUCAGCUCCUUGCUCCCCUAAGCCCCACUUUCUUCCCACCUUCCCCAAGCACCCCCAACUCCUUCUCUGCAAGCACAACGAGCAUGUUCAACAGGUCUGCACAGCCCUUUACUCCUGGGUUUUCCAGACAACGCCCAGCAACAUCCUCUGUCAUCUUCAGGCCAUCUGCACCCAAAAAACCUAGUGAAAGUCUGGGUGGGCAAAGCACAGUGGUUCCCCCUUUCGCACCUCUGGCUCCAGGAACACCUGACAAUGCAACAGUGCCAACACACCGCAGUCCAGUCAGCUCCUCCACAUCUCUGUAUAUUCCUGCACCAGGAAGGCCAACACCACCACUGGAGUCACAGCCAAGAGGAGGAGGAAGUGCUCCAGAGACUAAGCCUUCUGCCAACACUGCCCGAACAUCCACCACCUCUAUCUUUCUGUCAGCUCCCUCAAAGCCAGGAGGGGAGGUGGCCUCUGUAGCAUCCCAGCCACGAGUCCCUGGAACAGCCUCUUCUUCUCUGUAUAUUAGUCCAGCACCAUCACAGCACAUGAUAAGCAGUUCCCCCAUGCCAAAGCAGCCUUCUCCUGCCAUCUCACCAGCAAUGCCACGACCUCAUUCUGAGCCCUUAACCUCCAGGGAGCAGAGGAUUGCUGUGCCGGCUCCCCGCACAGGCAUCCUGCAGGAGGCUCGCCGGCGGGGCAACAAGAAACCCAUGUUCAGUAAGAUUGAGGAGAAGAAGAAUUCACCCAAUCCUGAGCUUCUAUCUCUGGUGCAGAACCUGGAUGAGAAGCCAAAAGGUGACCACCCCGGGGCAGGCUUCGAGUCUGGGCCUGAGGAGGACUUCCUCAGCCUGGGUGCUGAGGCCUGCAACUUCAUGCAGUCCUCUGGCCGCAAGUUCAAGACCCCACCUCCAGUGGCUCCUAAACCUCAGCAGCAAGAUGCUGGACUGGUAAAUGGUGCCCAAGACAUGCCUCAGCUUAAAGGCAAGGGGGCAGAGCUCUUUGCCAAACGCCAGAGCCGCAUGGACAAAUUUGUGGUGGAGACAACACCAAAGCCAGAGUCCAAGCCCAGGACCCCCUCUCCUUCCCCUUCUCUACCCUCAUCCUGGAAAUACUCACCCAACAUCCGGGCUCCCCCUCCAAUAGCUUACAACCCAAUGCAUUCCCCUUUCUAUCCCCUGGCAGCCAGCAAAUCUCAGGCUAGCAAAGCAGAGAGCAAAGUGAAAAAGGCACCUGGCCAGAAAUCAGGGAUCAAGGUCAUUGAUUUAAUGCACCACCAGCCCUAUCAGUUAAAGUCAGCCAUGUUCUGUUUUGGGGAUACCCCAAGCCCCAGCAUUCAGGAUCCUCCUCAUCAGCCAACGCUGCAGGCUAGCUCAUCCUUCACAGCAGCCAAGCAGGUCCCCAUAAAAACAGUCAAGACCCAGGAAAUUCAUCGCUUCUCCACUCCGGUCCCCAUGUCAACCUCAAGCAGCCUGGCACCUACCGUGCUUGCGCCCCGCUCAGCCACCACGUUGGAUGAGCUAGUGUGGAGAACAGAAAUGGCCUCUUCUGCCCCCACUACACCAGCACCCUUCCAGGUAGAGCUCAGCCAGUCCCCUAAGCCAUACCAGAGCUCCCCAGAGCCUGGUCAGGCAGGACAGGGGCCUUCCCCAAACCCAGCCUCAGCCUCUCGGUUUCAGGUGGCCAGGCCCAAAUUCUCACCAGCAAGAACAGGGAUGCAGGCCAAUGUGUGGAGGCCAAGCUUUGGUCACCACUGAGGUAGGCACCCCUCCCAUCCUGUCCAUGGCCCCGCAAAGGUAGUGCUCGUUUUGUCUUUCAUGUCAGCUCAGCACAUUGGGAUGAGUGAUGCAAAAUGAAGAAAAGAGAAAAAAAAAUUACGCCCUUCUGCACCACCCUCUCCCCUAGUCUCCCCUUGGUCUCACAUGGGCAGCUUCACGGCAAGGCUUACUGGCUUAUAGCAGGCGGAAGAAUUAGGAGAGAGGGCACACAUGUGGCACACAGACCAGGAACUUACACGCAGCAGCAAAACCCACCACUGGAGGGGUCGAAUGGCAGGGUCUGUCUCACAUGAGGACAUGCAGGCAGUAGCGGUUUUCUUUUGCAAAGGGCUUUGGAGUCACCCCUGAAUGAAGUGAGACUAGGGGGCAACAGCUUUCCAGGAAGAAAGCAUCAGAGGUGGGAUGCAGUACAGAAGCCCUAGCUUCCUGAUUAGACUGCUUUUCUCUGAGCCUGUUAGUCUGCGCACACGCACACAGCCGCACUCAGCGGGGAGUGAAAGCAGACGUGGGGCUUCACCUUGGACACGUCUCCCAGACUCCCCUCCCGAGGAAAAUGGGAAAUGAGGCAAGAGAGCACAGUGAGGGGUGUUUGCGCAUGCAGGCAUGAGCAGCCUGCCCUGUGCAGAAGAGUGGCUAUGUGUGCCUGUUCCUCCAGUCACCAGGGCUGGGGGUAAAAGGCAGAGUCAUCCUAGCUGGUGCUUAACACAGCUAUGAGGUCUGGGAGCAGUUUGCCAAAGAGGGACAUUGAAAGGACUUGAUGGGGCUAUCACAAGCUGGAGGAACCACAGAAGGAAGUAUUGAUUUUUGAGGAUACCGAAGUCAAAGCUAAGCUCAGGCAGUGGCUAGCUCACCAAGGAAAGUCCUGCAGCGUUAGUCCCACUGGAACAGGAUACAGAUGCUGUAAGUACAAAGGAGGAUUGCGUGGGAGAACGUAUAGCUGGCUUUAAAAGGAGACGGGAUUGAAUAUGCAUUUGCACAUCAUCUUUUUGUUUACAAUAGAAGUGUGGCUAGAUUGGCAAUGGAUUAUGACAAAACUUGCUGAAAACUUUGUGAUGAGCUGGAAAGCGGAUCCCCUUUACAGACACUCUCAGUAUGGAAGUAGAGGACAGGCAAACAGAAAGUCAGAAGUAGAUUUUAAUACUAAAUGAUUUAAAUAUCCUUGGGGUCUAUUUGGUAAGAACUGAAGUGCUCUGAGAGUCCCAGAGGAUCUGCACUCUCAUACACAUACAGAGCUCAGUCUGCUGGCAAUGCUGGGGAAACAGGACUGGUUAUUCCUUGAAUGUCCCAGGCUACCCUCAGACUUAAUCCCUACACUAAACGCAUACAGGAAGAAAGCAUUCCCUUUCCCAAGGAAGAAUUCAGGGUAUUAGUAGGGACUGUGCAUGUGUGGCGUGCAUGUCAUUUGUGCUCUGGUUUGCACACACCCCUGCCAUUUGCCUUCUGCCUGUGCUUCCUCUUUUGCAGCAGCCACUUUUGCAGUGUGAUCCCUCAAGCACACCAAGCUGGAGCUUACAAUGUGUAGCUCUUUUCACAAUAGCUGGGGGCUCUACUUUUUCUUGAAGGCUCAAAAGAGUUUCUAUGUGAGCACCUGGAAAUUCUGCAUGGGUGUUCUCUCACAAAGAAAAAGAGGGCCAGAGAACCUAGCUAGCAGCUCUGUCCCAGACAAGCUUGGGAGGGAGAGAAUGAGAGAAAAGUAAUACACAAUCCUGCCUUUGAAUCCUUCACACUCUAGCUGGGCUUGUUCUGCAGGCCUGUGUUUGCAGUGCACAUUCCUGGGGGCUGUGAAACGUAGGAUGAGCAUGCUGAGAGAGGAGGACAGCACUUACUUCACUUGGCAGACUAUUAGCCACAAGAGAGGAUGGAGAGAAAAACCUUUGCGAAUGUCUUGCGUUAAUGAGCAAAGGGGUGGUUGAGACGGAAGAGGUGCUGCACCUGGCUGAAUAACAAUGGGGCAGCCGACCUGAACUGAUGAGGUGAUUGUACGUGUUCCUGGAAAACCCCAGAGGGGAGGCCUUAUGACAAGCUGUCACCACAGAGUUAAUUUAGAUCACCAGAAUCCACUUAGCUCUGGUGAAGGGGAGCAGCUAUGCUACAAAACCUAAUUGGGAUUAUUGCUUUCUCACUCAUCCUGUGCUGUAUUGCAUUGCCAGUGUCUCUGGAAAAAAAAAUCCUGUAUGCUGUAGCAAGCUGCAUCUCUGUGAUUCUUCCCAAACAUGGAAGGUGGAGUCUUCUGUUUUUUCUAGGAAAGCUAUGGGAGGGAACUCAAGGACUUGCGGUGCACCAAAAGCUUUGUCUUUAGUCUCCUUGUAGAGUGCUGUCUGCCAUUCCCUAGUGCUUUUAGCCACUAGCUUUAGACAGACAAGCUAGCCCAGGGUGAAAGCAUUACUGAACUCAGGUGUAGAGAGGGGUUGUGUGGACCAGACGAAGGGUGCUCAAGAUAAUUCUGCAGUGAAGAAAUAACCUCAGAAAGUGUGAAUCUUACUCCAGUGUCCCUCUCCCUCAGGUUCCUAAAGGUAAGUGCUCUCAGGGCCUAAGCAUCUUGGGAAAUUCAUUUUGCCACUGGAAAAAAAGAGAGGUCUGGCCUUAGCAUGUAAGGGAGAUUACAUGUAGUUAGUAUUUCAGUAUUUCACCCCAGAUUUCUGGGAGACACUGAUGCACGCCUAGGAGUAAUGGCCAAAACACUGAUGAAUGUCAGAUGUCAGGACCCAAGUGGGUGGAAUAAUUGCACCUGACCCAUCAUUUCUGAUAAAGCAAUGGGAAGGAGAUGAAAGAAAAAGUAGGUCUGAUUGGAGAAUGAAUAUUAAACAUCAGAGCAAGGAAGAGAACCAGGAGGCUGGGGAUCCUGCACUUCACUUCUAACAUACUUGGUUCAAAGCUAUGUUUAGAAGCAAAGCCAAAGUAGUUGAUGGAUCUCAGCCCUCCCCCAUCUUUUCUUAAUCCCUGUGCAAACACAGGGCUUGACCUGCAGAAGCAGAGGGUGUUGCAGAUGAGGCCUACAGUGCUUCUGGUGUAUCCCAAAUAAAGCCUGUGGCUGCAAGUAGCAUGAGAUGAGAAAUAAAACUGAGAUGCAUCUGCUAAGCUAUAAGGAAGAAACCUGCACUACUGCUGGCUUCAAGCAGCUCUGCUAGUGUUUGCUUAUGAAAAUAUUGUGGCUGACCUGUUAGAAAGGUCACAGGUGAGGUUACAAGGAAUACUUUUGAAUCAUAUAAGCUUGUCUUGAGCCUCUCCAAAUUACUAGUUCUUCAGCUGUUGAACAAGUACCAAAAUAAAGAGUUGUUUGACAAGUUUUAGCUCCCACCUGCUAAGUUAUAAGCUGCAGUGGUAGGCUGAAGAUGUCUACAUGGGCUCUGAUUAAAAACUGCCUAUCAUCCCUCCUCUCUAUUAGGCUGCAGGUUACACACUGCAGCUAUGGCAAUUCUGGGGGUUUAUCUUGCUUCAGAAAUAUCAGUCCUUUCCAUCUGAAUAUAUGGGAACACCUGCCAGAGAUAAUCUCAAGAUCCUGUAGCAGCUGGGAGGAAGAAUCUCAGAAGACACUGGUGUGAUGAAGAGUCACUGACUGCUAGACAUGAGCACAGUGCAAGCCAAGAUUGUCCCUCAGCAAUAAUAUGCUCCCUUUCUGCUGUAAUAUCAAGCAUCCCCUACCAGACCCUCUUUCUAGAAGAGACUUGUCAGUGCUCUGAAAAUGGGAGCCCAGCAGCAGUGCUCUGCCUUGCGGAAGAUGUGACCCCAGAACAGAGUUGGCAUCUUUGUUUAUGGAAAUACUUUUUUUCCUUUUCUGUUUCGUCUUUCUUUACCAAUUUACAGUCACUUUCUAUUGUUUGUGCAGAAGAAUAAACUUGUGAUAUGCACUUUA